Microdochium trichocladiopsis is the source of this 555-nucleotide messenger RNA. Its product is annotated as 3-hydroxyanthranilate 3,4-dioxygenase 2. The record is from RefSeq and is a predicted model, not a curated record. The transcript has 2 exons. Bases 1 to 555 code for a protein of 184 amino acids. Gene Ontology annotation, biological process: quinolinate metabolic process; 'de novo' NAD+ biosynthetic process from L-tryptophan. Gene Ontology annotation, cellular component: cytoplasm. Gene Ontology annotation, molecular function: 3-hydroxyanthranilate 3,4-dioxygenase activity; iron ion binding. NCBI's taxonomy places the organism in Eukaryota, Fungi, Ascomycota, Sordariomycetes, Xylariales, Microdochiaceae.
AUGUCUGUGCUGCUUGAAAACAAGGGUAACCCGACCAUACCCGCGCCCCUGGCCUUCGCCUCUUGGCUGGCCAGCAACGGCGAGAAGCUGCAGCCCCCAGUCAAUAACUACUGCCUCUAUACGGGUGAUGACUUUAUCCUCAUGGUUGUCGGCGGGCCCAACAAGCGGAACGACUUCCACGUUAACGAGAUGGAAGAGUGGUUCUAUCAGCUCAAAGGCGAUAUGCUCCUCCGUAUCGCCGAGAACGGCCAGUUCCGCGAUAUCCAUAUUGCCGAGGGCGAGAUGUUUAUGCUACCUGGUUCUACCCCACACAAUCCCAUCCGCUAUGCUAAUACCUCGGGUCUGGUUAUGGAGCGCACACGGCCAAAGAGCGCUAGGGAUCGGCUACGCUGGUAUUGCACAAAGGGUAACCAUGACCAGGUCACCAUGAUCCGGGAGGACGUGUUCCACUGUACGGACUUGGGCGUGCAGCUGGCGCCGCUGAUCCGCGACUGGCAGAACAACGAGGAGCUGAGGAAGUGUCCUGAGUGUGGAGAGAUUGCAGAUCCAAUGUAG